GCGUAUCCCUGUUCGUAUGUCCGUCUUUGAAGCAUAGGUACGCCAUGUUCUCGGUCGUUGUAUCAAGAGAGAAACAACGUCGUAGUGGAAGGGAGAGAUAGUGAACAGAAGGCAGUAGAAGAGUAAGAGAGAACACGAACAGAAGGUAGAGAGGAAAGGAAACAGAUAGACGGAUGACAGAAAUGCAUAGCCGUGCUAGCAGCAGCGAGAACAGCAGCAGCGCAUAGAGGAGAGAUCGCGUCGUCCACGCGUAAUUCGGGGCGUGUGCUAGGUUGGUCGGUUUCCCUGGUGGCUGCGAAUCAAAGAUGUGCCGGUGGCAGUGCGGAAUACGCGUCAUCGUCCCGUGACGACAACGUUACAGAGGUGCGAGACUGCGAGCACGGUGUAGGCAGGUCGCGGCCAUUUUUACCACACGAUGCGGCAACCGUGCGUGCCCGUUCGAUCCGCCAUUCCAAACAAUCGGUGUACUUCGUGCCCUCUCAGGGUGCCUCUAGCCACGACGACUGGUCGAGGCAUCGUCGAGCAACGAUAAUACGUGCCAGUUUAUCCUCGAAAGGAGCUGGAGGAAUUUGUUGGGACGAGCACGACGGGACAGCUCGGGAAAGCCGGCAGUGCUGGUGGUGGACGUCGACGAGGACGACGUGGAGGAAGAGGAGAAAGAAAAGAAGAACAACGAUGAUAACGAACACGACGAUGGCAAUGACGACGACGACGAUGACGAUAGUGAUGAUGGCGAAAAAGAAACUCGAACAGCCGAUCGGUCGGAAUACGAAUGGAGCUGUUCGAGCGUGCCUGUGAUUCGUGAUAAUCCCGCAGUGUGUUCGCCGAUGAUAGUGCCGUUUGUGCCAGUGUCUCCGUUUCUCUCCGUGCGUCGCUCUCCGUCAGUCCGCCCUGCGUGCGUGUUUCGCGUGCCUCCUCGCCACGCACCGGACUCUCUCCUCUUCCUCGCCAGCGCGAUCGAUGUGACACCGUGUGACCGUUCGAACGUCUUUUCCCGACGAGAAUUCGCGCUGAUUGCCAUAGAACGCUGAUACCUGGAACACGCCAACACGGUGAAUCAAAACGGUGUUAGAUGCGCGGUGUCAGGACGGUAAACGUCCCGUGAGAGUGUGUUUCGAAGGCAGUGCGUGUGCUCUCUUACUCACGCUCCUUCCACCUUUCUCUUACCCCGCCAUCUGUCUCUUUUAUUCGCUUAUUCUCUGUUUUUCCUGUUUCCCCGUCUCUCUGCCUCUCUGUCACGCUGAACAAGCAUCAAAGACGACCCGUAGGAAUGCUCGACGAUACCGCGAUACGACGCUGCUCGUCAUCCUUCUCCUCCUCGUCGUGCUCGUUCCUCCUGGAUUCGUUUACUUCUUCGGCUUCCUCGAAGCUGAAGCGCUGAAAGCCACCUCCUCGAUCGUGAGGUGACGAGUACCUCGUAGUAGGGCGCGACGACGGCCCUCGGCAAGGGAACACCGCGUCUCCCUCGACAUGGAGAUCGAGGCGAAACAACGGAACCAGAGGAAUCGGAGACGAGAGCGAGCCCAGCGUAUGUUGGCGCAGAGGGAGAGCCUGGCCACCGCGAAGCAGCAGCAACAGCAACAGCAACAACAGCAGCAACAGUCGAGGCAACGGCCAAACGACGAGGAGGACAGCCACAGCGGCGAGGACGAGGACCCCGCCGCCGGUCUUGGCCUCGGACUCGCCAGGACCGGUCAUCCUCGUGACAGCCAUUCGCGACCGCCCAGGCCACCGCGACCCCCGAGGCCUCGCAAGAAGUCUUCCCUCGCGGCUGCCAACCAGAAGGAGCCUCCCUUCGAGGAGGACAUUAUCGACGGCUUUGCCAUACUCGCCUUCCGCACCUACGAGGAACUUGAGAGUGCAAUAAAGUUAGCUGGUAAAAAUAAUGUCAAGAAACUACACACGCUACUGUCAAUAGUGGAAGAGAAACCAAAGGUGGAUACAGGACAGAAUAAUAGACACAACGAGCAUCACAUCAAAAAUCAUUUCAAGCACAACCAUUAUACACACAGUUCCAUACUGACACCUUCGACGCUUAACCAGGGCCUAGAUGCAGGUACAAGCGACGAUAGUGGUAGAGCAUCUGAACAACUGCAUGGCCCUGGUAUACCUAGGGAUUGCCAGGACGCAGACAGUUCCAGGGACCACCUCAGCGAUGCUAGCAGUCAUUGCAGUUCGGGUAAAGGUUAUAUCUGUGAUAGUGAAGGAGAAGACGAUAAGGGCUCGGAUGCUGAAUCGAUACUCUUUGAAUCUUCUACCCCACCACCCCUUGCACGUAAAUACGAAUUGCCAUCAUCUUCGCCACACGUUUUGCCUCCAGCAAACGGAGCCGGAGGUUCUCCUCCUGACACGGGUGGACAAAUUUCAAAUCCAGCAACGGAUGCUCCGGCACCUAUACCACCUCCCGUGCCCGCGUCUGCGCCAGUUCCAACAGCACCAAGUCCUCCCAGUCCUACAUUACCCCCUCACAUAUCCCAACCACCUAUGACUAGUCCAUUGGCAGCAAAUCCACGUGCAAUAGCUCCUCAACAGCGGCCAGCUUCCCCUGCUCUGCCACCUCCAUCCCUUUCCCAACAGCCUCACACAACGAUACCCGCGUUACAUCCACCCAAUGUACCACUUAUUUCGUCGAGUCAUACAACUAGUCCUGCGGUAGCAAGUUUAGGUGUUACCCCAGCAGCACCAUCAAACGGAGCUACCACCACUAGCUACCCACCAUCGAUACCCAUGGCUGCUUAUCCACAAACUCAACCAUCUUAUCCUCCUCUUUAUACGCCGUACACUGCUCUCAAUCACAGUCCAUACCUUCCACCUGCGGUUCCAUCUCCCUCCCAUUCUGCUUCUUCACGGGCAGAGGUGAGAGGAAGUAGAGCUUCCCCGUGUACUAACAUAAAUAAACAGCCUGUAGGAAAUAAUACCACAAAUCAUAAUACUCCGUUAAGUGCUGCCACUACGACAUGCGUGUCUACGAUAACUAACACAGUUACUACGGCAAAUACUAUUGCUCACAGAGACAUGGUAGCCUGCAGUUUAACUGGAAGAAACAAUAAUUCCCCCCGUGGACAUAGCCCGAAUCGAGAAAGGGAGAGUUAUAGCAGUAACGUCAGUAGCUUAAGUCGAGGUAGCAUAACGCCCGUAAGUGUGCCAAACACAUCUUCGCCAGCCAAUUCUAGUCUACCUGCUUAUUCCAAGCCACAAGGAUGGAUUGGUAGCAGCACAACGUCACAAUUGUCUCCAGCAACAGCAACAUCAGUACCAAGGCCGACACCUCCACCAGUUCCACUUGGAAUGCAUACAUUUCCUCCACCAAUGUUUGCCGCACCGUUACCACCUCCCGUCUCCAGUUCCAGUCCACAUACAUCACUGCCUUCGUUACCACCGCCAACGACCAAUCCCAAUCCAUUCUCUGCCGAAUCACUUUUUCAAACAAGGGUGCCUCAUGUCGCAGGUCAGGCAGACCUGUUAAGGCGAGAGCUUGACAAUAGAUUUUUGGCAACUCAAGACAGAAACGUUGGAGUCGGAGUCGGCAAUUUAGGUCCACCUCCUUACCUUAGGACAGAAAUGCAUCAUCAUCAACAUCAGCACACUCAUGUACAUCAACACACCACACCUCUACUUCCACCUGCAGCUGCAACAACGUUAUUUCCACCGCCUAUAUUUAAGGAUAUCCCAAAAUUAGGAGGUGUUGAGUCUCCAUUUUUUCGUGGGAAUUUAAAUCUUUCUAGUUAUUCCGGUUUUAAUACCGGUCUUUUACAUCCUGGAAUUGGACCACCUUCGACUCCUUUCGUACCGCCUAAUCACUUAACAUCAUUUGCACCAAAGAAAAGUGGAAAAUGGAAUGCAAUGCACGUGCGCAUUGCUUGGGAAAUUUAUCAUCAUCAACAGAAACAACAGGCAGAAGCUAAAGCAGGAAGCGUUGUUAAUACUAAAACGGAGUUACUGAGACCACCGGGUCAUCUUUAUCCAGGAGGACCAGGAGGUGGUCUUGGAAUAGGUGCACCACCAAUGGCCCCUCCAUUUCCUACUAAUAUACCACCAGCUCAUCCUGCACCACCACCACCUCAUCCUGUUGGUUGCUUAUCUACACCAGCCUCGCAUUUAGGGACAGGAAUGUCACCAUUUGGAAGAUAUCCAUCAACGUUUGGCGGACCAAAUCCUAAUUUCCCUGGCCUUUCUACUUUUCCUCCAUCAAGGGAAAUGCCACCACUGGGUGGGCUGGGUUCUGUACACGAUCCAUGGAGAGGAUUACAACGAGCAUCAACUGGCUUUCCACCAACAACGGUAUCGUGGAGUCUAAAACCGGAACCACCUGCGAUCGACAGACGAGCCGAGCUUGAAGAACGAGAACGUGAACGUGAGCGCGAACGCGAGCGUGAACGGGAACGGGAACGAGAGCGGGAAAGAGAACGUGAGCGUGAACGGGAACGAGAGCGUGAGCGUAUCAGACGCGAGAAGGAAAGGGAGCGGGAAGAACAACGAGAAAGGGAAAGACGGGAACGCGAAAAGGAAGAGAAAAGGAAACAGCAAGAGGCUGCUGAAAGGGAGAGAGAAAGAAGGGAUAAAGAACGCCGCGAAAUGGAAAGACGGGAAAUGGAACGCGAAAGGUUGCUUCAUCAAAAUCGGCAACAUGUAGUGGUAGGUCGAGAACGGUCGCCUUUGAGGAAUGGAUCAGCUCCUAUGGAUGCUGGUGAGGUACGAGUUAAAGAAGAGCCACGAAGCAAAGACGAUGAAGUGGUGAUGCUUCCACGGCCACCGGGUCCCGGUCCUGGAGCGGCGUCCGCGACAGGACCUGGUCCAAGUCCACUGCCUGACACGAGAUAUCAUCAUCCUCAUCCUCAUUCAUACCUUGCAAGGCAUCCGCAUACUAUGCCUGCGCCGCAUUCCAUGCCACGAAGUAUGCUACCUGGAUUAGGUGCUCAUCCGAUGCAACAUUUUCCACUCCCGUCUGCGCCUACCGGUCAACCAGGCGGUCCUUGGCCUGGAGAUCCUUUCAGAGAUUAUCGUUACGACCCCUUACAACAAUUACGUUAUAAUCCACUGAUGGCUGCCGCCGCGUUUCGAGCAGAAGAAGAAGAAAGAGCUAAACUAUAUGCCGGAUACCCACCACCACCACCUGUAAAUUCUUUAAGAAGCAAGGAUCCAAGUCCUGGUCCAUUGAGCAAUUUACACAUGCAUCAUAGAGCAGGGCCUGGACCUGGAGUACCAACACGACAGUUAGAGCCUGCUUUGAUGCACGCGGAUAUACACAAAAAGGAGGAUGCAUCCCAAUCCCGAUGAUAUAUCCUCCCCACGUCCUCAGCUUCUACAAGUGAACGCGCUAAAGGGCCAGCAUUCUGAGCAUUUACGUAAAGUUUUCAGGCCCCGGUGCUAAUAUUUUGCUAAUGGAGAAGAGGCGUUAUUUAAAAAAAGUUGUACAUAAAUUAUAUAAUAUUUAUAGUUAUCAAAAGAGAGUGCGAGAAAAAGAUGAACAGUGUAGAACAUUUAAAAAACGCACCCGUAAAGAAGAUCGUUAACGAAAAUGCCUUCGCGAUCGAUUAAGGUUCCGUCUAUCACGUGACAAAACUUAAAGGCGGUUCCUUAAUAUAAACUACCAAGGCAUACAAUUAAAAUGAUGCAGUCAUAAAUAAAAAAGAUAAUGACGAUGUUAUUGUGAUUCUCUGCGAGUUUCGGGGAUUUGACUGUUCAUAGCGAUCUAAACUUUAAUCAUUACGGUAACUAUGCGUACAGUUAAAACAAAAAAGUAUCGUGUGUAAUAUUAUAGAUAUUGUAGAAUGCGAGACGAUGCUACGUAAAGAAAGAAAUCCAAGUUAAGAGAAAAGUUAAGCGGAUCUCUACCAUUACUCAAAAAAAAUUAUUUAAUUAUUUAUUUAUUGCGACGUAUAAACGAAUCUCUACUACCGACGUACGGAUAUGAUCGUAAACAAAAAAAGUUGCCCUAAUUUAAUCGAUAUAACUUAACAAAAAAAAAAGGUUAUGAAAUAUUCUUUUCUUAUAGAGAUUAUUCAUUUGUACCGUAGAAGUAAUAGUGAAAAAAUUAACAGGGCAAAAGAACAGAUAUCUUUGGCUUUUGGCAGCACAAGCUUGCUUUUUUCUUUAUUUACGUGGAAAUUAGAAUUGCACUCUGGUGCUUUCCUGUGAUAUAAAAGUAAGAUCAUUCAGAAGCGUUGCGAUUGUUUUUUGUCAUAAUUUGUAAAAUAAAAAGAAGGAAACGGAAGGACAUAUGCAAUGUAUGUGACUCAAAUUGUUUUUCAACAAAAAAGGUAUCGCUGCAUUUUUGCAUUGAAAAAAAUUUGUAUUUGACAAGGAACAUGGAAUUUAUGAGUAAACAAAUACAAAAGCAGUUUGUCCGUGCCAAAGUGCUUUAAUCAAAAAACAUUUAACGCUAUGUAGAAAAAUUGCAACUUCUGAUUUUGUACCUAACAAAAAUUGAGAAAGAAA
Molecule: messenger RNA, 6438 nt
Organism: Megachile rotundata (alfalfa leafcutting bee)
Lineage: Eukaryota; Metazoa; Arthropoda; Insecta; Hymenoptera; Megachilidae
Gene: tay
Product: tay bridge kinase
Source: RefSeq, a predicted model, not a curated record